This is a messenger RNA of Penicillium brevicompactum, 1716 nucleotides long. RefSeq lists its product as uncharacterized. The record is from RefSeq and is a predicted model, not a curated record. Bases 1 to 1716 code for a protein of 571 amino acids. The transcript is spliced from 3 exons. Lineage: Eukaryota; Fungi; Ascomycota; Eurotiomycetes; Eurotiales; Aspergillaceae.
AUGAUUCCACACAGGAGUACAGCGCUUCUAUCGGUGAUUGUGUUCGUCGCGUUAUUACUUUUCAUCUUUUCCUCCUCUCCGGUACCUGAAGUUGAAGGUGAAGAAUCGGCAGGUCCGGCCAAGUUCGUGCCCAGACCCAAGCUAUCGUCUCUAGCCAAUUUCCACCUGCCAUCCUUCCGCCCUCCCUCCCACGAACAGCCCGAAGAACAGAAGAACAGUACCCACGGCGAGUCGAAAUGCGAACGUCGGCCGAUCUACACCUAUUACAAUGCGAAAUACAACCCCAACAAGGCCAAUGGCAAAGACCUGAAGGAGCUGCAGAGUGCCGACGCUGAGCUCCUUCUCGCAUGGCGUCGGGCUUGGUAUGCACAGGGCUUCAAACCCGUCGUGCUGACCCCCGGAGACGCCAUGUUGAACCCGAACUACGAGGUCGUGCAGAAGUUGAAGCUCUCUCCUAAGACGGAGAAUGAGGUGUUCGGAUGGUUGGCGUGGGGACACAUGGGCACUGGCUUGCUUUCAGACUUCCACUGCUUCCCAAUGGCCCGCUACGAUGACGACAUGCUGUCCUAUCUUCGCCGCGGAAGCGUGCCAGAGUCAAUCACCCGUUUCGAGAACCUCAAGAAUGCCCUCUAUGCGGGAGAAAAGACAAAAAUCGAUGCGGUGAUCCAGAGCGCAGUCUUGAAACUCGAGGACAAGACCACCUCUUUCGUGGAUCUGAUGGACGCGGAGUUGUUCAAGGUCGAGUCGCCGAGUGCGCUGGCCUUCUACAAGUCUGCUGCCGUGACUUCCCACUACCCACUCGUGCACGAGAAGAUGGGCCAGAACCCCGCGGCUGGACAGCGCGCUCUGGUCCAACUGAUCAACGCCCACUUGCACAACCACUUCCAGACCUCAUUCCCCGCUGGGUUAGCUGUCUUGAAGCCGUUCCCCCAACAUACCACGGCGUUGGUGGAGCCUGCCCUCCGACUGGCCAAGGCGCUCAUCCAGUGCCCUGAGUCUCCCAUCGCCAACUCUUGUCCACCCAAUGAACCGGAAUGUCGCCCCUGUGGCUCUGCCAAAUCACCUAUGCGGAUCAGCCAACCCUCCUCGUUCAAGAACACCACUUUCCUCUUCACCAUCGGCACUCUCCCCCAUCCAUACACCCUUGUCAGUCUCCAGAAGAACUCCGAGGAAGUCACUACGCCUCAGAUUCGCCGGGAGACCGAGCGCGACGCAUGGCUCUCCGAAGUGACCAAGGAUCACCUUGGUCCGGAACUGGGAUCUGCAUACCGCGGAGUGAUCUUCAAGCAGGUCGUCGCAGCCCAAAAUGCCGUUGGCACCUCCCUGUGGAUGACCGUAGAGUCACUCCCCGCCGCAGCAGGCCAAACCCUCCCCUCUGAACUACUGGAUGAGUUUGAGUGGCAGUUCGGAUUCAAGAUUCCUCGCGGAGGCAAGAUCGAUCCCGCGACUGAAAACGACAAGGACUCCGCGAAGAGCGCGCAGGACCGCACGCCGAGCGAACAGGGCGUUGGAAAGGAGUACGAGCUGAUUCAAAAGGCCCGCGAGGUCAUUAAGAACAAGGAGACGAACCGCAUCAACAUCAAGGAUGUUGUCGAGGCUUGGAGUCUCGCUGAUACUGAAGUUUGGCGGUUUGUCAAGGCCUACCGCGCCCGAAGCGUCGUGGAGCGCCAGAAGUGGGAGGAAGAAGAGAAGCCAUUUGCAGGCUCACGAUCAUAG